CCUUCCCCUUCCUCUUCACCUUCCCUUUCGAUCUGAAAUUAGAAAAAGAAAAAUAGGAAUCUGAUUUUGCAACGAAGCUUUGUUCAUCACUUAAGAACGUUUUCAAGUAACUUAGUAGCAAAAUGGCUGGAACUUACUGUGGAGUUGUCGGAGAAAGUGAAGCGGCGGCAGCUACGGUUGAGCCAAAGUUAAGAGCUUCUCGCCGUCGGAGAUUAGAGCUUCGUCCGUUUAAGAUAGUAGCUGACGCUGCUGUUCAACCACCGUUAGAGAACGAUCGGAAACGCCAUAAGCUCGAUCGCGAUCUAUUCCUACCGGUAUCUUCUCGGGAUUGUGAUAACGCGUUUCAAAACUCGAAAGAUCACGGAUUUAAGAACGAAGGUCUAUUUUCUAAUGGAACAGUAAAAUUAAUGAUUGAGAAGUCCAUGGAAGAUGAAAAGGAACGGCCGAAGUUCGGAAUGGCUUCUGUUUGUGGAAGGAGACGAGAUAUGGAAGACGCUGUUUCGAUUCAUCCUUCGUUUUGUAAACAAAGCUCUCAAGUUCAAAUUUCGUCGGAUAUUCACUUUUUCGCCGUCUUCGACGGCCACGGCUGCACUCAUGUUGCGAUGAAGUGUAGAGAUCGGUUUCACGAGAUAGUGAAAGAAGAAGUCGAAGCAUGCGGCGGUUUGAAUUCGGUGGAGUGGAAGAAUACGAUGGAGAAAAGCUUUGAGAGGAUGGAUGAAGAAGUUAGAGAAUGGACAGUAAACGCCAAGGAGAGUUCUACCUGCCGAUGUCAGCUUCGAACUCCACAGUGCGACGCCGUUGGAUCCACCGCCGUAGUUGCUCUAAUCACCCCGGAUAAGAUCAUUGUUGCUAAUUGCGGUGAUUCUCGCGCUGUUUUGUGUCGAAAUGGUGCCGCUUUCCCCCUCUCCGACGAUCACAAGCCGGAUCGACCCGAUGAAUUGCUCCGAAUAGAAGAAGCCGGUGGCAAAGUAAUUUAUUGGGACGGCCCUAGAGUUCUUGGUGUUUUAGCCAUGUCUAGAGCAAUUGGUGAUAAUUAUUUAAAACCGUUUGUUAUACCAAAGCCUGAGGUGACAAUAACAGAAAGAAGUGAAGACGAGUGUUUGAUAUUAGGAAGCGAUGGAUUGUGGGAUGUAGUGACGAAUGAUAUGGCGUGUAAGGUGGUGCGUAUGUGUUUAUGCGCAAGAAAAUCAUCAUUUGCACCAGGGUUUUCAGGUAAUGAGAUGGCGGUAAAAAAUGGUGCACUCGAAAGUUUUGAUAAACAAUGUUGGGAUGCUUCUGUUUUGUUAACGAAGUUGGCCUUGGUUAGACAUAGCGCGGAUAAUGUCAGCGUGGUGGUUGUUGAUUUAAAGAAAAAUCAACAGGCGAAUUAAUUGGGAAGAAAUCAUUCAAUUAAAAAUUACAGUUCUUUUUUUGUAAUUAUAAGAUGUAAAAUAUCUUAAAAUGAAAUGGGAAGAAAAGAAAAUAUGGGUUUUUAAUAA
Gossypium raimondii (Peruvian cotton) is the source of this 1478-nucleotide messenger RNA. RefSeq names its product protein phosphatase 2C 37. Gene Ontology annotation, molecular function: cation binding; protein serine/threonine phosphatase activity. The record is from RefSeq and is a predicted model, not a curated record. The transcript has 4 exons. Bases 123 to 1370 code for a protein of 415 amino acids. Gene Ontology annotation, biological process: protein dephosphorylation. Gene Ontology annotation, cellular component: nucleus; cytosol. NCBI's taxonomy places the organism in Eukaryota, Viridiplantae, Streptophyta, Magnoliopsida, Malvales, Malvaceae.